AUGCGUGGCCGCAUCAUAUCGCUGAGGCAGGAUCCUCUCUGCCUGCACUACCGAACUACCUGGCCUGACCACCAGCCCAAAGCUCGUAACCUUCCUCAUUUGAACGGUUCGGCAAGCCCGAGUGUGGACGACACGGAAGAUAUGCUUCGACGCUAUUUCAGCCUGAAUCUGGAUCUCGUUUCCAUGUAUAAGCAAUGGUCAGAUGCCGAUGCCAACUUCCGCAAGAAAGCGCCAGGCUUCACAGGUGUACGUAUCCUUAGCCAGGAUGCCUGGGAAGCACUGGUCUGCUUCAUCUGUAGCAGUAACAAUAAUAUCGGCCGUAUAUCUCAAAUGGUUCAUAAACUCUGCGAACACUACGGAUCCUUCCUCGGCAAGGUCGCAAACAACGCAAUGCAUGAUUUCCCCACCCCAGACGCCCUUACAGGGAAUCAAGUUGAGUCUCAUUUGAGAGAGCUUGGCUUCGGAUAUCGAGCCAAGUACAUCGCAGAGACGGCGCGCCUCGUUGCGCACGAAAAGCCGGCUCAGUGGUUGGAGUCGCUGCGAAAUCCCGAGCAUGAGGGCCUGCUAGACUGGAAGGGGCCAGAACCCCUCAAGGUUACCUACAAGGAAGCUCACAACGAGCUGCUGUCGCUGGCCGGUGUCGGUCCAAAGGUCGCAGACUGUGUGUGCCUCAUGGGUUUGGGUUGGGGCGAGUCUGUGCCGGUUGACACCCAUGUUUGGCAGAUCGCUCAGAGAGAUUACAAGUUUGGAAAGACGAAAACUAAGACAUUCAACAAGGUCAUGUACGAUGCUGUCGGUGACCACUUUAGAGAUAUAUGGGGGAAACAUGCCGGCUGGGCACAUUCUGUCCUCUUCACCGCCGACCUGCGAGAGUUUGCUGCUCCAAAGGUGAAGAAGGAGGAGGCUUUGUCUGCGGAGGAAGUGGAGGGCCCAGCAUCCAAGGCAGAGACGCCACGCCGCAGGAAAAGGGGUGCGACAGUAGAAGCGGAGGCGAUUGCUACGAUCAAGGUGGAGUCCUCUAGAGCUGGAGUGAUGCUGGAGGCUGAAAAGACGAUCAAGCGGAGGAGAACACGGGGGCGACCUUAG
Drechmeria coniospora is the source of this 1086-nucleotide messenger RNA. Its product is annotated as 8-oxoguanine DNA-glycosylase. Lineage: Eukaryota; Fungi; Ascomycota; Sordariomycetes; Hypocreales; Ophiocordycipitaceae. Gene Ontology annotation, cellular component: nucleus. The record is from RefSeq and is a predicted model, not a curated record. The transcript is spliced from 2 exons. Gene Ontology annotation, biological process: base-excision repair, AP site formation; base-excision repair; nucleotide-excision repair. The coding region runs from base 1 to 1086 and encodes 361 amino acids. Gene Ontology annotation, molecular function: 8-oxo-7,8-dihydroguanine DNA N-glycosylase activity; damaged DNA binding.